Molecule: messenger RNA, 990 nt
Organism: Hirsutella rhossiliensis
Lineage: Eukaryota; Fungi; Ascomycota; Sordariomycetes; Hypocreales; Ophiocordycipitaceae
Product: regulator of chromosome condensation (RCC1) repeat domain-containing protein
Exons: 3
Coding region: 1-990 (329 amino acids)
Cellular component (GO): cytoplasm
Molecular function (GO): guanyl-nucleotide exchange factor activity
Source: RefSeq, a predicted model, not a curated record
AUGGUUGACGCACCGCCCAAUCCGACGCACAUGCUUCUUUUCGCAGCCGGCUUCAACGCCUGUGGCCAACUCUCCUUUGACUCCAACUCGGAUCGGCACGAGCCAGAUGACUUGUUCUGCUUUGCAAAAGUACUUGAGGCCGAGCGCAUCGAACGCCCCGUGGCCCGACUCUCCUACACCCAAGUGCGGAUAGAUGGCCGGCUGUGCAUUGCCGGCAUCGGCCCGCGAGACAGUCGGAUCCAUAGUCUUGCUCACUUUUUUGCUGAGGCGGCCAACGGCGAGGUCCUCAUGGUCCAAGACGACGACGUCUCCGUCUGUGAUGGACAAGGCCGUCGUCAACCCGGGAAGCUUCUUGUCAAGUACUCUUGCAUGGAGAGAGUGAGAGCUUGCGACCCUCUUAAAUCGUGGCCGUUGAAGGGCGCUGCCGUCAGUACUAUUGCAGCUUUUGCUGCUGGUUUCGCCAUCCUCUACCAGGACGGCACCGUCGCCACAAUGGGCGAUGCGCGCUUCCAGGACUGCCUAGGGCGCGACGUGUCCGACGAGGCGCCUGCAGACCAGCCCGGCAUAGUACUCGACCUCGCUGACCUCGAGGAACCAAUCAAGCAUGUGUCAGCUGGAGGCUACACCAUUGCUGCGUUGACGGAGAGCGGCGGCAUCUAUCUCUGGGGCAUGUCACCGCAUCGAGCAGAGUCUCGCAAGAGACCCUUUCUAGCCCUCAGCCGAGUCCCCAACUAUAUCGAGGUAGAUGACGGCAAGGAUGUCAAGGAUAUGGCAGUUGGUGACUUGCACGUGCUAGCCUUGACCACGGACGGGUCCAUAUACGCCCUUGGCGACAAUAGGAAUGGACAAACUGGACUGGGAAAGUCUGCUGGGCACGGAGUCCAAGAUUGGACAAAAGUCGAUUUCCAUGUGCCUAGUGGACAAAAGGCGAUCGCUGUUGCAGCAGGACCCCGGUCGUCCUUUAUCUUGACAGCUCCCGUGCCGGCCUGA